Messenger RNA from Mesitornis unicolor (brown roatelo), 1998 nucleotides. It is a transcript of the gene DTX2, whose product is annotated as deltex 2, E3 ubiquitin ligase. NCBI's taxonomy places the organism in Eukaryota, Metazoa, Chordata, Aves, Mesitornithiformes, Mesitornithidae. The transcript is spliced from 9 exons. The coding region runs from base 73 to 1863 and encodes 596 amino acids. Gene Ontology annotation, cellular component: nucleoplasm. Gene Ontology annotation, biological process: Notch signaling pathway; protein ubiquitination. The record is from RefSeq and is a predicted model, not a curated record. Gene Ontology annotation, molecular function: ubiquitin protein ligase activity; zinc ion binding.
AGAAGAUGGUGUGAGAGCAGCCAGCCCACCUGCCCCUUCCAGUCGCGGCGUGCCCAGAGCUCAGGGAGGAGCAUGGCAGCAGCGCAGGGAGCGGGGAGCAGCUCGGCCGGGCCGUCCGGACUCCCCGGUUCUGCCCCGGGGCAUGGCAGCAGCUCCACAGCAGUGGCGGUGUGGGAAUGGCAGGAUGAGUUUGGCAGAUGGAGGCCGUACCGAGGGAACGUCUGCAGCUACAUCGAGCAGGUUUUUCAGGCGUCUCAGCAGAAGGGCCGCCGUUCGGGGUCAGGACUUGUCAGCAGCAUCCCUUUGGGACAGGCGGAUCCUGCCUUGGCCCCCUACGUCAUCGACAUCCCGAGCUUGACACAGUUCCGGCAGGACACAGGGACUAUGCGCGCCGUCCACAGGCACCUCUUCCCCGGGGACUCUGCUGCCGGCCAGGGCAUCGUCUGGGAGUGGCAGAACGAUGACGGCGCCUGGUCCCCGUACGAGAUGAGCGUCUGCGUGUUCCUGGAGCAGGCCCGUGCCACCAACCACCAGCGAGUGGAUCUGGGGCCCUUAGGCUACAACUACGAAGUGGACUUUGUGGCGCAGGCCCAGACCAACAAGACCACGCGGUUCCGCCGCAGCGUUCAACGACGCUUGGAUGCCCCGUACCCAGUGACGGCCUCCCCAGCGACCCUCCACGCGGGAGCGGCCUGCUCCUGCCAGCAGUGCUGGCUGAACGGGGGCACCGGGCCCAUCACCACGCGCUACCGGCACUCCAUGAUCAACUUCCCAAACUCCUCCGCUGCUCACCAGGUUCCCAGCAGGACGGCCUCAGUGAGUUCUUCCAGCGUCGGCUUCGUGCCCUAUAACAAACCGGCUUUGUCUGGAGCGCGGUCGACGCCGAGACUCAAUGCACAGAGCACCUGGGCUUUGCCUCAGUCCAGGGCCCCCAGCGCGGGACUGCCUGCGUCUAAUGGAGUCAGUGCCCCAGCCCUGCCGGUGAAGAUGUCCAGGCACAGCAAGGUGAACCAGGCCCUGGCAGGCAUGACGGCUAUUCUGAUGUCAGCCGCUGGACUCCCCGUGCACCUCACCUGUGUGCCGCAAGCUGCCAGCACCCAUAAGGCCACUAAAAAACACAGCUCAGUUAAGGAGGGGAGGAAAGUGUCCAAGAAAGCAACGCCGACCGAGCCAGACGCAGUGGUGAAGAAGUACCUGGAGGAGCUGAAGGGCUCUCCUGCGGACGAGGACUGCAUGAUCUGCAUGGAGAAGCUGUCGUCCCCCUCGGGCUACGGCGACGAGUGCGAGCGCAGCGCGAUCAAGCCAGAGGCCGUCGGCCGCCUGCUGAGCUGCAAGCACUCCUUCCACAUGCUCUGCAUGCUGGCCAUGUACUCCAGCGGCAACAAGGAUGGGAGCUUGCAGUGCCCCUCCUGUAAAACCAUCUACGGCGAGAAGACCGGUACCCAGCCCAAAGGGAGGAUGGAGGUCUCCACCUUCCCCCAGUCCCUCCCUGGCCACAAGGACUGCGGGACGAUCCAGAUCGUGUACCACAUCAGCAGAGGCAUCCAGGGCCCCGAGCACCCCAACCCUGGCAUGCCGUACACAGCGAGAGGCUUUCCUCGCUACUGCUACCUGCCAGACAACGAGAAGGGCAGGAAGGUCCUGGAGCUCCUGAGGGUGGCCUGGAAGCGACGCCUGAUUUUCACUGUGGGCACCUCCAGCACCACCGGCGAGAGCAACACGGUGGUGUGGAACGAGAUCCACCACAAGACGGAGAUGGACACCAACCUGAGCGGCCACGGCUACCCCGACCCCAACUACCUGGACAAUGUGCUGGCAGAGCUGGCCGCGCAGGGCGUCACCGAGGCCUGCCUGGCACAAUGAGCCGUGGGGGGCCCGCUCGGAGGCCACCUGGUGCACUUAUUCCUGUUGCCUUAAGUUCCUGUGUCUGACCGGCUGUCACACUGAGCAAUAACACUGUACUGUGGGAGCCCUGCCUGCUCUCUACGGUCUCUUGGU